Lathyrus oleraceus (garden pea) is the source of this 486-nucleotide messenger RNA. RefSeq lists its product as uncharacterized. The record is from RefSeq and is a predicted model, not a curated record. NCBI's taxonomy places the organism in Eukaryota, Viridiplantae, Streptophyta, Magnoliopsida, Fabales, Fabaceae. The coding region runs from base 1 to 486 and encodes 161 amino acids. The transcript has a single exon.
AUGAGUCUUGUUGGUGAAUUAACUUACUUUAUUGGUCUCCAAGUCAAACAAAUGGAUGACAUUAUCUUUAUCUCUCAAAGCAAGUAUGCUAAGAGUUUAGUAAAGAAGUUUGACAUGGAAAAUGCUAGUUAUAAAAGGACAGUUGCACCAACCCACUUAAAGUUGACUAAAGAUGAAGAAGGUGUAAAUGUGGAUCAAAGUCUGUACAAGAGUAUGAUUGGUAGUUUGAUGUAUCUUACAUCUAGCAGCCCUGGCAUUACAUUUGUUGUAGGAUUGUGUGCAAGGUAUCAUUAUGAACCCAAAAUGAUUCAUAUUACUCAAGUGAAAAGGAUUCUGAAAUACAUCAAUGGGACUAGUGAUUAUGGAAUGUUGUAUUCUCAUAAUGCAAGUUCCUUGCUUAUAGGAUACUGUGAUGCAGAUUGGGUUGCAAUGUUGAUGAUAGAAAGAGCACUUCUAGAGGGUGUUUCUUCUUGCGAAAUAAUCUAA